UGGGAAUGAGGGUUUCUCCUCCCCAUUCUCUCUUGGCCUCGCUUGCUGCAGGUGUGUAUCUCCAGUGGAGAGAGCCAGUAAGAGGAGAGGUGUCCUGCUGGCAGUCAGUGGCUGAGCAGCGUGCUGCCCACUAUGGCUGGUUGGUUUAGGCGGCUCCUGCACAAACCCAAGCCCAGCUCAGCGGAAAGCCUCAAGUCCAGCCACUCUGCUUCAUCCUCGCCUUCCUCCUCCUCCUCGUCCUCUGCCAAGAGCUCCAGCUCUUCUCCUGGCACGAGCCUGGCCACCAGCUCCAUCUCCCUGUCACCCGUGUCAGCAGUGGACAUCAGCGCCUCCGACAGUCCCCGGUGGGACAAGAGCUACGACGUCUGCAUCUGCCACAGCGAGGGGGACGUGGAGCUGGUGCUGGAGCUGGUGUCCUACCUGGAGGGGCAGCCCGAGAGCUUCCGCUGCUUCCUGCAGCUGCGGGACGCGGCGGCGGGCAGCGCGGUGGUGACGGAGCUGUGCGACGCCGUGCAGAACAGCCACUGCUGGGUCAUGCUCAUCACCCCCGGCUUCCUGCAGGACCCCUGGUGCCGGUACCAGAUGCACCAGGCCUUGGCCGAGGCUCCCAUGGCCAACGGACGCACCAUCCCGGUGCUGAAGGACGUGGAUCGCAAGGAUUAUCCCAGGGAGCUGCGGAACAUCUACUACAUCUACAUGGCGCUGAAGGAGAAGAGCUUCAGGCAGAUCAGAGACACUGUCAUGCGCUACCUCCAGGAACUGUGCCGGAGCUCCACAAAAAGCAUGGAGUAGUGCUGGGAGAGGAAGAUGCAUCCCCACGGGCAUCACGGAGCUGUCGCCGUUGGACCUGGGUGUUGGCAUGUCUCGUUGGACCUUGAGGUCAAACCUGAGCUGCUCAGACCAGACCUGGCACCAAAGAUAGGGAGUCCUCCACAUCCAUGAGGGACAGCAGACCGGAGCCCACGAUGUGGCCAAAAUCUCCUCAGCAGGGACAGGGCCAUCCAUCACACAAACACUAAACUCUGGUAUCGGGUGGUUCUCGGGGUCAUGAGAGCUCUUUACUGCACUGGCAUUUUCUGUCCUGAGGGUCCAGGACCCCUACUAAGCUGACAAGGAACCUUGUGGGCGCCUGUGGGCAGGACGAGAUGAGGCAGGCGGUGACGCUGUACGGAGUCGUUGUGACUACGAAAAUGCAGAAGUUUUAAAUGUU
This is a messenger RNA of Passer domesticus (house sparrow), 1210 nucleotides long. RefSeq names its product TIR domain containing adaptor protein (gene TIRAP). Gene Ontology annotation, cellular component: cytoplasm; plasma membrane. Bases 133 to 792 code for a protein of 219 amino acids. NCBI's taxonomy places the organism in Eukaryota, Metazoa, Chordata, Aves, Passeriformes, Passeridae. The transcript has 4 exons. Gene Ontology annotation, molecular function: Toll-like receptor 2 binding; Toll-like receptor 4 binding. The record is from RefSeq and is a predicted model, not a curated record. Gene Ontology annotation, biological process: regulation of stress-activated MAPK cascade; positive regulation of chemokine (C-X-C motif) ligand 2 production; canonical NF-kappaB signal transduction.